Messenger RNA from Kluyveromyces lactis, 399 nucleotides. RefSeq lists its product as uncharacterized. NCBI's taxonomy places the organism in Eukaryota, Fungi, Ascomycota, Saccharomycetes, Saccharomycetales, Saccharomycetaceae. The record is from RefSeq and is a predicted model, not a curated record. Bases 1 to 399 code for a protein of 132 amino acids. The transcript has a single exon.
AUGAGUGUGAUAUCAGAUUCUAGCGUAGCUUUGUUUAACAAAAUUCCAUCUGGUGCGGUACUCUCCGGUGUUGUACUUUGCUAUCUGUUAUCUGGUGGUAGAGUCUCCAUAUCUCUAGCUCUAAUUAUAAGCUUCUUCAUCCUCAAGAAGCAUAGUUUGGAAGUAUCUGAGAGUGGUGAUGAACUAGAGAAUGAAACACCCAAGAAAAAGAAGGGAUGCUGUGGUGGUAAGAAUGGUGGAUGUUCCAGUAAGAAACUGGACGAAUUUGGCAUGCCAGUGAAGAAGAACAAGGGAUGCUGUGGGGGUGCGUGUAAAUCCAAGAAGGCGCAAGAUCCUGCACCUGUGGUAGAAGUUGGUUACGAUAACGAAAUAGAUUUCACUGAUUCUUUUAAAAAUUGA